This is a messenger RNA of Trichoplax adhaerens, 1776 nucleotides long. RefSeq lists its product as uncharacterized. The transcript has 16 exons. Lineage: Eukaryota; Metazoa; Placozoa; Uniplacotomia; Trichoplacea; Trichoplacidae. Gene Ontology annotation, biological process: negative regulation of transcription elongation by RNA polymerase II. Gene Ontology annotation, cellular component: NELF complex; nucleus. The coding region runs from base 1 to 1776 and encodes 591 amino acids. Gene Ontology annotation, molecular function: RNA binding. The record is from RefSeq and is a predicted model, not a curated record.
AUGGAUACGGAAGAUCUCAGUGAUAACGAAUAUGAAUCCUACUAUAACGCAGGCGAUUUUCAGGAAGAACAACCAGAUAAUGACCACAAUGCCGACGAUGAAGACACCAUGACUGUUAUUGAGGAAUGCAAACGUAAAUUCUCCAAUGACGACUCUGUUAUGGAAUCGGAUCUUAUUGUACAUAUUCGAAAAUAUAUUAAAGCUGGCGGAACACCUGAAGAACUGGUGCAGUUAUUAUCUGAUCACUACAUUGGUGAAGGAGAAGUUGCCAAUGCUUACAUCAAAUGGCUGCAGGAUUUAGGAGUCAAAGACGAAACUAUAAAUCGGACCUGCGUGGAGCAUUUGCGAGAGGUGGUAAUAAGUAAAUUUGAUCCUGCUAAAGCAGAUUCUCUUUUUAUUGGCGAAGGAAAGAAUGUUACUUGGUUACAAGAUAUGAUAGCCCAACCGUUUUGGCGUAAUUUGUUCUAUUGCUUAGCUGAACGAUUUCCAGAUUGUUUAGUGUGUAAAUUCGCAGUUAGGUUGAUUUCUGAUGCCGGCUAUCAAGACGACAUAAACAACAUUUCAACAGUUUGCCAGCACUUGGAAUUAUUUACUCGACAAUUACAGUCAUGUGUCCAUAGUGUUAUUGCUAAGGGGCCUACUACAUCUUCUGCAGAUGUUGAUAAUAUGAUUAAUAUGGCUUGCCACACAGAACAUGGUUAUCUAUGUUGCCAAUUUUUCUUAAGAAUACUCCUCUAUGAUAUUGAGAACAGUCAUUUAAUUCGAUUUUUGAUGCAAAAAAUAGAAAGUGGUGCUAUAUCCAGAGGACUAGCAGUCAGUGAUAUCGCAAUGAUCGUUAACGGCGUAUACCAAUAUACUAAUGUCAAUGCAGCUGUUAACAAUAUAUUUUCUCGAAAUGCCUUGGAUUCCACGGAUGUAGCUACGUUGUAUGAAGUCUAUUCGGGAGAUGAACCACCUCCAAUAGAAAUCAUAAGACAUCCACGUUUUUUAGAUUUGUUGAUUAAGCGCCUUUUUGAUCCUGAUGACAAGAUAGAUGCAGACUUGAAAUCAAAGUUAUGUUUUCUUCUAGCUUACGCCGUUAGUGUUGUUGAAACAAUCUCAGAGACUCAAACGUUAUUGAAUACUGAUGACUUGAAAAGUACUACCAACGUUAUCGGCCGUACGUUGGACAUAAUUAGUCAUGCAGAUUGUCGAUCUUCCAAUUAUCUUUUAUCAGAGAUUGGAAAUCUGUAUCAGUAUAUUAGAUAUCCAGUAGUUGGUAGAGGAUUAAUUAAUUGGGUGGAUUGCAUCGUAUCUUCGUCAAGCUUUUUCAACUAUAUGGGCGAUUCUACGGCAUUAAUAUACCUAGCAAUUUUGGACGAAAUUUGCACGCAUCAUCCAUUACAGCAUCCAACAACUUUUAACUUACUCAUAAAAUUUUUAGAAUAUGAAUACAAUAAUGGCGAUAUAAUGUUGAUUCUCCGAUUUAAAAGACACAUUAUCGAAUGCAUGGUCCAUUUAGUGAGUCGAGGUUAUGUAGUCCCUGUACUGAAUUAUAUCAGGAAAUGUCUGGAUACCAACUCGAUGGACAAUUCACUUAUUCGAAAUUUUGUUUCUGGGGUGCUUGAUAUCAUAAGUCCUCCUUACACGCCAAUUUUUAUUGAAUUAUUCUUGCCGUUACUAAAAAGCGACGUUUGUAUUUCGCUGCGACAAAGUCAGAAUAAAGAUGAUCCCGCAGUAAAUUUUAUAGAUUACUGUGAAACUUACAAGACCAGCGCAAUAAUCACCGAUCACUAG